CUGCUAAGUUGAUUAAAUAAUCAGAUUAGAGGAUUUAUGAUAUGAGGAACAAAAAUUGUCUGUUAUUGAUGAAACCAAAAGGAAGAUAUAAAACCAGUGCGUCUUGAUAAAUAUUACAAUCCAACACCUUACCGUAAAGCUACGAUGUUCGAUGAAAUUACUGAGAAGAGCAUUUCCUGUCAGGCUGCUCUGAAGCUAAGAUGUGGAUAGAGGCCUUGUACACGGGUAAUUUUUUUUUCUCUUUCAGAUUCUUUAAGCUCUUUAUUGGGCUCUUUGAAUUAGGUAGGCAGUUUCAUGGAUAUGUUAUUCGGAAAGUUCAUGACAUGAAACCUGAUUUUUCUGUUUACAAAUGGUUAUUAGAAAUGUAUGACAAGGUUAGGCCUGUAUACACUAAAUUUACAGCAGUGAUUAGUUUGUAUUACCACAAGUAGAAUCUGGGGAGGGUAGAGUGAAAUUUGACCUUACCCUACCUCAUGGAACUAGAGAGACCGCUUGGCUCAAGAAAAGGGCAUAGGGAUAGAAGGAGCCAAACCAGUUGGUGUGGCAUUCUGUGUGCCAUGUGGCCCAUGUCAGCUUGUAGUCACGCUUGCCAAGUAAAUAAAGUACUUUGAUCCUUGUGUGUUGCGAUUGCAGUUCCGUACCCAGUCCCGAGCACUAUAGUUGUUCAAUUGACUUAUUUUAUCAAGCCAGUGUAUGGAAAUUUGUUAUCUCAAAUUAUAAGUACACCACAAAAAGGACACCGAAGGAAAAGUGAUAUGAUCCUUCAUGUGCUAGUGUCUUUCAUAGACAUCAAUCAAAUCAUUUUUACCACAUGUUAUAGGAAGUUUCAAGGUACCAUGAUCAGGUACCAUUCUCUUUCUUCACCUAUAUGAUCUGGAAUGAAGUGCUUCUCAAUAACAAAACUGAUUAGGUAGCUGACCAAUUCUUGCCAUCACGCUCUGGCUUUAGCCUUUGAGUGGCCUUCUGUAUAUACACACAAAUAAUUAAUAAGUCGAACAGUAUAUGUCUAUGUGAUGAUGGGAUGGAACAGAAGUACAAUUUACAAUCUUAGUACCAAUUCCCAAAUUUCUUCAUAUAAAUUCUUUUCAACCAUUUAGGCACUUAUGAUUAAUGAUAAUUCUCCCAUAUAUUUCGGAUCAAGUUAUAGACCUCAGGUAAGAAACGCUUGGAAUUGGAAAUUAUGGUCAUUUUAAAAAAAUAUUUACAACAAAACUGCAUUACCAUUUACAAAUUUUUCAGGGAUGUGUAUCUAGACAUAAAUAAUAACAUGGCACAACUCUUGUUUAGCAAUUGAUUUUGAGAGAUACCUUGUCCCAAGCUCAAAAAGAAGGUAGAUCCGUUGUCCUUGAUCUAAGGCCUAAUGAUAACUUAUGUUUCAAGUCUGAACAAAGCUAGGAAGCACUUAGCUUCUCUCACAUCACUGCUGUUUCUGGAUAGUAACUGAUAAAUUUUCAUGUCUCCCAGUAUGGUGCUUACUAUAAAUCAAACAGCAAUAUAUGUCCAGAGUUACCUUUUAUCCGAGUGGUCCACUCCAGGCAUAACUAAGCUCCAGGUCAUAUCUUAUUAAAAAUUCUACGCCUUGUUCCAAGUUUCAAGUAAGGUAGGGCCUAUUGCACUUGAUUAAUAUUAAAAUCUAAUACUUGGAGGGAAAAAGCAUGUGAUACUUCAGUGACAUUGUCUUCUGCUGGGCCCACAGAUACCUAUUCAACACAUAUUGUAUGAGUUGCCAUUGUCUAUAUAAACAUAUUCAAAGAGGUAUCUACCACCACAGCUCUCAGCAAACUUGAAAGUAUUCAAAGUAUUCUCUGCUUUUGAGUUCAAGUAUCAUCUAUAACUAAAAGAUUAUGGCUAUUCUUGGAAUGAUCAAGAAGUCUUCCACAACUAAAGAUGUUCCCAAGGGUCACUUUGUUGUAUAUGUCGGGGAGACGCAAAAGAAGAGAUUUGUAGUCCCCAUAUCAUUCCUGAAUGAACCGUUAUUUCAACACUUGCUUAGUCAAGUUGAGGAAGAAUUUGGCUUCAACCAUCCAAUGGGUGGUGUGACUAUUCCCUGCAGUGAGGAUUUUUUCAUUGAUCUCACAUCACGCUUGAGGAAGUAAAAAGGAAACCAGUCCCCAUUUUUGCUCAAUUUUGUAUAGUUGUAAAGCAGGAUUAUCUCCACCCUGUACAGUUUCAGAGUUAGAAAAUACACUAGGUAGAACAUAGCGAAUGGAUGUCAUUUGACUAAAGAAUUUUUUCUACUUCAAAAAGAAUUGAAGUACUGAACCGUUUCACUUCUAUGGUUCCAUUCUAGUCCAUAUAUUGAUGUAAUGAAUUCAUUGCAAUAGAAAAUUUUUGGUCAACUCUCAUGGUUUGCUAAUCUGAAUGAGCUAGAAUCUGAUCUUCGAAGGUGGCAUAACCCAUAAUUGAUGAUAUUAUGGUCAUGCCAUCUUUAGUAAAAUGAUAGUUGGUAAACGUUAGUACAUUACUAUUCUCUACCAUUUGGAAACGGUUCUCAGAAUAUGUUGAAAUAACAUGGAUUAUCCUAAUCUGGAAAGUUGAUCCAAAUGGCUCAAGUAUGAGGGACCAAACAAAUAAUUAGUCGGAUAAUUCAGUAAAUUUAUCUUCAAUCGUACUGUUGUAGAAGUCCAACUCUCAAAUAAUCCAUUUAUGAAUCAGAUAACCAGUUGGAACUA
Messenger RNA from Solanum lycopersicum (tomato), 2672 nucleotides. The record is from RefSeq and is a predicted model, not a curated record. NCBI's taxonomy places the organism in Eukaryota, Viridiplantae, Streptophyta, Magnoliopsida, Solanales, Solanaceae.